AUGCAGGCGCGCUACUCCGUGUCCGACCCCAACGCCCUGGGAGUGGUGCCUUACUUGAGCGAGCAGAACUACUACCGGGCGGCGGGCAGCUACGGCGGCAUGGCCAGCCCCAUGGGCGUCUACUCGGGCCACCCGGAGCAGUACGGCGCGGGCAUGGGCCGCUCCUACGCGCCCUACCACCACCACCAGCCCGCGGCGCCCAAGGACCUGGUGAAGCCGCCCUACAGCUACAUCGCGCUCAUCACCAUGGCCAUCCAGAACGCGCCCGAGAAGAAGAUCACCCUGAACGGCAUCUACCAGUUCAUCAUGGACCGCUUCCCCUUCUACCGGGAGAACAAGCAGGGCUGGCAGAACAGCAUCCGCCACAACCUCUCGCUCAACGAGUGCUUCGUCAAGGUGCCCCGCGACGACAAGAAGCCCGGCAAGGGCAGCUACUGGACCCUGGACCCGGACUCCUACAACAUGUUCGAGAACGGCAGCUUCCUGCGGCGCCGGCGGCGCUUCAAGAAGAAGGACGUGCCCAAGGAGAAGGAGGAGCGGGCCCACCUCAAGGAGCCGCCCCCCGCGGCGUCCAAGGGCCCCCCGGCCGCCGGGCCCCCCCUAGCGGACGCCCCCAAGGAGGCCGAGAAGAAGGUGGUGAUCAAAAGCGAGGCGGCGUCGCCGGCGCUGCCGGUCAUCACCAAGGUGGAGACGCUGAGCCCCGAGAGCGCGCUGCAGGCCAGCCCGCGCAGCGCGGCCUCCACGCCCGCCGGCUCCCCCGACGGCUCGCUGCCGGAGCACCACGCCGCGGCGCCCAACGGGCUGCCCGGCUUCAGCGUGGAGAAUAUCAUGACGCUGCGAACGUCGCCGCCGGGCGGCGAGCUGAGCCCGGCGGCCGGGCGCGCGGGCCUGGUGGUGCCGCCGCUGGCGUUGCCCUACGCCGCCGCGCCGCCCGCCGCCUACGGCCAGCCGUGCGCGCAGGGCCUGGAGGCCGGGGCCGCCGGGGGCUACCAGUGCAGCAUGCGCGCCAUGAGCCUGUACACCGGGGCCGAGCGGCCGGCGCACAUGUGCGUCCCGCCCGCCCUGGACGAGGCCCUCUCGGACCAUCCGAGCGGCCCCACGUCGCCUCUGAGCGCUCUCAACCUCGCCGCCGGCCAGGAGGGCGCGCUCGCCGCCGCGGGCCACCACCACCAGCAUCACGGCCACCAUCAUCCGCAGGCGCCGCCGCCCCCGCCGGCUCCCCAGCCCCAGCCGGCGCCUCAGCCCGGGGCCGCCGCGGCCCAGGCCGCCUCCUGGUAUCUCAACCACAGCGGGGACCUGAACCACCUCCCCGGUCACACGUUCGCGGCCCAGCAGCAAACUUUCCCCAACGUGCGGGAGAUGUUCAACUCCCACCGGCUGGGAAUUGAGAACUCGACCCUCGGGGAGCCCCAGGUGAGCGGUAACGCGAGCUGUCAGCUGCCCUACAGAUCCACGCCGUCUCUCUACCGCCACGCCGCCCCCUACUCCUACGACUGCACGAAAUACUGA
Molecule: messenger RNA, 1509 nt
Organism: Cynocephalus volans (Philippine flying lemur)
Lineage: Eukaryota; Metazoa; Chordata; Mammalia; Dermoptera; Cynocephalidae
Gene: FOXC2
Product: forkhead box C2
Exons: 1
Coding region: 1-1509 (502 amino acids)
Biological process (GO): anatomical structure morphogenesis; regulation of transcription by RNA polymerase II; cell differentiation
Molecular function (GO): RNA polymerase II cis-regulatory region sequence-specific DNA binding; DNA-binding transcription factor activity, RNA polymerase II-specific
Source: RefSeq, a predicted model, not a curated record